Messenger RNA from Anopheles darlingi, 5923 nucleotides. RefSeq lists its product as uncharacterized. Gene Ontology annotation, biological process: intracellular signal transduction; positive regulation of apoptotic process; protein phosphorylation. Gene Ontology annotation, molecular function: ATP binding; protein serine/threonine kinase activity. The record is from RefSeq and is a predicted model, not a curated record. Gene Ontology annotation, cellular component: nucleus. NCBI's taxonomy places the organism in Eukaryota, Metazoa, Arthropoda, Insecta, Diptera, Culicidae. The coding region runs from base 116 to 5794 and encodes 1892 amino acids. The transcript has 8 exons.
CUUCGCGAGUGCUGCGUGUGAGUGUGUGUGAAAACCUACGAACGGAAUUGCUGCGUGCUGUGCUUCAAUUCGUCUCGUCGUCGUCGUCGUCGUCGUCGUCGUCGAUCGUUCAAAGAUGGGAUUGCUUGGCUGGAUCAAAAAAGACAAACGCCAUAGACGGCGUGAGAGUGCACCACCGAAGAUCGGACAGGACCAGGAUGUGGCCUACCUAGAGGCGUUGGCCAAGUUCAACGACUGGCGAGCGCAGCAGCGUAACAGUGAAAUCGACUCCAGGUCAAGUCCGGGCCUCUUGCCCCGGCCAACGCUGCUCGCGCACGGUAGCGAUACGAUCCAAGAGGAACCAUCGGGCGAUGGUAGCGAUUGUGAAGGUGAUUUCAGCUCCGACAUCGAGCUGGCUCGCAAUGAACGUAUGCUGCUGAGCCGCACCACGAGCAACGUCUACAGCAGCAACCGACUCGAGGUACCCAAGUCACCCCGGCACGCUCGGCAUCAUCGUGCCUCGACGGCCGGUGCGGCCCUCCCAUCAGAUGCAGUGGCCCCCAAGAAACCGAAACGUUCCGUCGAGUUCUAUCGCAACAUCAACCGCAUCCCAGUGGAUAACCCCCAAGAACAGUGGAACAAUGGUACGGGAAAAAAUCAUUCCAAACCGGCCGUCGACGUGCGCUUCUCGCUUCCGGUACUGUCGGAGCAAAAGCAACGGCAAAAGCGUACCCCGCGAGCACAGCCGAAACCAAACAACACCAUCUACGAGAAUGAGGUAGCCGAGUUCGAAGCCGACCACAUGAAUGGUACACUCGGCGAUUCGUUCCGGGUUGUGCAAAGUCCACCACGGCUCUUCUACAAAUCCAACUCCAGCCCGUACACCAACGGGACACCAAAGAAGCAGAGCAACCUGAAGGCCCGCAGUGGUCGUAACUACAAGGACAAAGGUCCAGCACCGGCACCACCGAUCUUGGCGCGUACUGAAAGCAUGAGACCGGGCAGGGAUUGUGUGGCUGUUGCUCCUUCCAGUUGCCCACCGAAGCAUCGGAAGUACAGCGAUUCCGAUUCGCCGCUGACGGGUUCGUAUCGGAACUAUGAGUUGACCACCUCCUCGAUGUACGAUGAGCAUGUCAUCUCCUCGCGAGGUUACCGUGGCUCGAUGAAACGAUCGGUGGCGGACGAGGUGGAAAAACAGCGGCAGCACCGGAAGUCUCUGUCCUAUCAGACGGUGGUCAACAAACACGGCGAUCUGGUGGACUACGCGCUGCCCUUCAGUGAUAAUGCGGAUACGACGGGUGGUACGGCAUCGGAGACACACACGCACGGCAAAAACCGGGGACAGGACACGCUGGCCGAGAUCCGGCAGUGUGAGCAGCUGAUAAACGACAACUUCCAGUUCCUGCAGACCACCGCAUUUCACGAUGAUUCGAACAGCAUCAUUACGGAACCGAUCAGCGUGCUGAAGGGACGCUCGUCGCGUAUCGUCACCGAUCUCGAUCGAUCCGCUGCUAGUACGCUGAAGGAUGUGGAAGAGGAAGAAGGCGUUGUUGCUCCCGGGGGUCUGGUGAGUGAAGGCGAUGAACCGAUCAACGAGCAAGACCCACAGGAUAUACUGCUCGAGUUGGAUUCGCUGCAAAAAUGGAGUAAAAGCAUCCAGAUGUCGGAUGAUUUUCUGCAGACGCGCUAUACCGAGCGCAAUCUGCUCGAAUGCUUCCGGCGCAGUGUCGGGAACAGCUUGCUGACGUGCUUCCCGAACGAGGUCCGGUACAGGGUGGGCAGUUUGAGGAGUGCGUUUGCCGGACCGCUCGAGUUCUCGUGCGGACUGUUCCGUGGUUCCGCCGUCACGCUGCGGAAGUACUCUCUGAAUACGGAACGUAGCCUUUAUUUUGCCGAGGAAGCAUGUAAGCGGGACUUUGAGGUGUUAUCGCAGGUACGGCAUCCGGCGAUGGUCACCCUGAUGGCGGUUUCGUACGAUGCGGCCCUUAACCAGGCGACGUUACUGCUGGAACCGUUCGAUUUUACGCUCUUUGACUAUAUUCACCGAAUGAAUAAAAGACUUUCGUUGGUCCACGCGAUAACGGUCGUGCAGCAGAUAUCGUCCGCCGUCUGCUAUCUGCAGGAGUGUGGCUACAUCCACUCCAACAUCUCGAGUGGCUGCAUUCUGAUGCGACGCUAUCCGUAUGCCGUCAAGCUGACCUCGUUCGAGCUGACCACGGAAUCGUCCCCGGAUGAGGUGCGCCGUGAGAUCGAGAACCGGUACGGCAGUACCUCGUCCUCACGAAACUCCAUGACCUCGUCGCAGAACGACGAGCUGAAGAAGAUCACCACGUAUGCCCGGUUGAUUAAGAACGAUGAGCAGUUUCUGCGCGACAAGUACCGCAAGCUUUCGAAGGAGGUUUGUGAGAAUCGAUCCAAGAGCGGUACCGGACUGCUGGGCAUGAUGGGUGAUGGGUGCCUCGGUUCGAAUUACGAUUGUCGCACCAGCCGCUUCCUACCGUACUGCAAGGAGUAUCGCGAGAAGUUUUCCCUGUUCCACUACGUGGCACCGGAACUGCUGGUGCCGAAAUCGAGCUUCGUCUAUCCGAACCGUAGCACGGACGUGUAUUCGAUCGCACUGCUCCUGUGGGAAAUUCUGAACGGAUAUGUGCCUUUUGUGGUGUACAGCCGGGCGGAGCUGGAGAAGUUGCACACCUCCUCCGAUCUACCGUUGCCGAUGUUCGAGAAGGAGCGUUGCGAACGGUUCCGCCAAAUCUUCGAGGGUGGCCUGGGUGAUAUGGGUAGCCGGAAGAUGAGUAUGGGCAAUGUGGUCGAUUUGUUGGACUGUUUGCUGCUCGAGCUGGGCAUGGAAAAGAACGGCACGUACGAUUGGCUGGCGGAAGAUUACGAAGAGCUGACGAACUUGUCCGAGGUGCGGCUCAAGAACGAACUGAACGAUGUCAGCAAGCAAGGUGCCCACGUGGAGAAAACAGAUAAGAUCUACUUCUUGGCCGAAGAAACGGAAUCGUUGAAGGCAAAACCACAACACCUGCAACAGAACAGCCCAUCUUUGAAUGAUCCGGAACAGCCAAAGAAACCUGCUCGUAAGAUCAACCGAAUGAAAAAUCAGCAAUUGACGGAGGAACGGGAUGAACAGCAGCAACAGCAAUCACCAAUCAGCACCACGUUCAAUCUCUCCAACUCGGGCAUCUAUCAAACGAUUUUCGAUUUUAACAACAAAUUCCUGUCCCCAAAAUCGGCCGCCUCAAAGCAGGUGAUCUACGAUAGGACCAGUACGGUCAAGAAGCACAAGAAACCACCCCGAACGAAUAAAAAGUCGGCGAAGGAGCUGUUCGAGGUGGUUGAUCAGUUGAACAAGAGCUUCACCGAGCCGGCCGAUCGUGGAUCGGAUGGUGAUUGUGGUCCACUAGAGGUUGAGCAGGUGGUUACUAAUCAGCAGCCUCCUAGUAUCAACAUCGAACCCAUCGUAGCGACCCCGAAAGAAGGUACUCGCGGUGGCAGUGAUUCCGAUGAUAUGCACACUCCGAAGCACACUCACGUUGGGCAUGCUUCGAAGUCCUGCGACAGCUCACCAGGGGCACGGCGGCGCAGCGUAACGCCCCGGAUGAACAACUCGUUCCGCUUUACCAUCGGUGACUUUACGCUGCCCGAUACACCGAUCGCACGGAAGAACAAAAUCCGGAAGCACGCCUGGCUGUCGGAUCAGAAGCUCAAGAUGACCGACGAAACGAUGGCAUUGACACCGGAAGAUUGUCGUAGUAAAUCGUUCUUCAACGCAGGCCUGGCGACGCGCAAUGGAUCGUUCCUCACAUCCACGAACCUAAAUUGUUCGACCUCGCUGCAGGACAUCAAACCGAAGCGUAUCAACAUCAGCGUGAACAUUAUCAAAUCGCCGGAUCCUUGGACGACCUCGGUGACGGUGAAACAGCGCCAGCAAUCGGCACCAAGGGCCGAUUCACCGGCCGCGAACGGAAUGUUUGAGAAGCGACUCUGGCGUAAGGAGAAAACUAUUUGCGAACGAAGCCAACUACCGCACGAGGAUGCCGCUGACUCGAAGGGCGGUGCUCCAUUGGAUGAUUCGCUCAGCAUUAUCACGGCACAUCUGACUUCGGUGCGCGACGCGAUCAAAAAGAUUGAAACCACGUUCGAGAACCAUGGCUUCGAUUACAGUCCGAAUCGGAAGAUGCUGGAACACGGACAUAAAGUGACGGAUGAUGAAUGCUCCCGUAGGCAGUUGCUAGUACCGGAUGGUUCGCUCGUUGUCGCAGAGAACCUGCUCGUACCGACCAAGGUUCUCGAGCUAGAAAAGACACUCGACGCCGAGGCAGCGGCUCUGAAGGAUGAUACGCCGCCACCACCGAUCCCACAGUCAGCACCACCACCGGUCGAAAGCGAAAUUUCUGAGCAACCAGAAAUUGUAACACGUCUCAAUAUGCUGCUCGCCUGUAAUCAAUCAAAGCAUAAGGAGGAACCGGUGGUUGCUACUCCUUCGUCAGAGCAGCCUGUUCCUGAUCCACCGCAACCCGAGCAACCUAAACCUCAGAUCGUCCAGGCGGCUAGUAAACCGACACCGAUUGCACCAACGGCCCCGAUGGCGGCAUUUGCACCCAACUCACAACUGUACCUUCGGCGGCAGAAUGCAAUCAAUACGGCCGCCAACAGUGUGGCCACGAUUCACCAGCGGACGGUCUACCAGGAAAGUAUCGUCUCGAGCACGGACCACGGUGUCCAGUUCGCCGAAGUUAGUGGUAGCGGAAGUGGUGGUACGACAGCGGCAACAACGACGUCGAUCACCGUACCACCUACUGGCAGUGCUCGCAAGAAGAAGCUUACUACCCGUGUGACGGUGAACAUGAGAAAGAUAUCGCGCCGUGCAUCGGACAUUAGCCCGGCCUCAUCACGUCCGAAUUCGGCCAAUCUAGACGACCUGGAGCUUCCUUCCUCCGGAUGCAUCACACCGACCGGUUCCCUGAAGGGUGCUGCUGCUGCUGCUGGUGCUGGUGCUUGUGUUGGCAGUGUCCGGCAUUCCUGUGGUAACGAGUUAUUGCGAGCAUUCUCAAAGCUCCGUCUUGUACCGCAGGAUACGCUCGAUGGCGGGAACAAGGCAAACGGUGGUGCCACGACGGAUUCUAGCCGCUCGGUGACUCCCGUUGGCCAAGCGGUAGCCAGUGGUGGUGGUGGUGGUGGUGGUGUUGGUCGUGCAAUGGAGCGAUUCGUUUGCUGCAAUUGCGGUAACUCGAUGGUACCGGUUGAAGGAUUCAAUGUUCCUACCGGAAGCCGUAUCGGUAUGACGGCUGCCUUCGGCGAGAUCAACUUCCCCAAGGAGAGCUUUGCUUCCAUGUUCGAGGCUCCGCUGACACCAACAUCUGCCAGUGCUUUGGCCAGCCGACUACAGUCGAUAGGACCUAUUCAGAGAUCAACCGAGGAUCUGUACAUCGACGACGACUUCUGCCAGGGGUUGAGCCACAUGGGCGCCAACAUGGAGCUGGUAGAGCCGCUCGAUGAGGGCCAGUAUCUUGACGCGUAUGACAUCUACUCAACGGAAAUCUAUCACGCCGAAGAGGAGGAGCUGGAGGAAGAGCUGGAGCAGCUGGAAGGACAUCCACUGCCGGAUCAAAUGGUGGUACGAGGAAAUGCUGGCAGCACCGAUUGUACCGACGAUGAGGCAAAAUUUGUUGAAAAAUGUUUUCAACUCAACUCGGAAAGUUUAAAGACGGAGUACGCCGCGCUCGCCUCACCAAUCGAUUGUGUGGCUCCUGUGGCGCUGACUAACCAACAGGCUAUAGCAGAUAAAUCAUCGACACACCAGCGGUAGAUAGGGGCCGCAUUCGAUAUCAAAGACACACCUCGUAUGACUUCCAAUACCAAGUAUUACCAAACGGUCACUGUGCUAAACGCGUGAAUCGCGCGUCCUUUCCUGUCGGAUUGCGUAGAUUGACGAAGA